Falco peregrinus (peregrine falcon) is the source of this 2571-nucleotide messenger RNA. RefSeq names its product BTG3 associated nuclear protein (gene BANP). Bases 226 to 1866 code for a protein of 546 amino acids. NCBI's taxonomy places the organism in Eukaryota, Metazoa, Chordata, Aves, Falconiformes, Falconidae. The record is from RefSeq and is a predicted model, not a curated record. Gene Ontology annotation, molecular function: DNA binding. Gene Ontology annotation, biological process: negative regulation of protein catabolic process; protein localization to nucleus. The transcript is spliced from 14 exons.
CGGCGCCUGCGUGCUGAGGAGAGGAAGAUCUCUCGCGAGGAAGGACGCCAUUAUCGCAGCCGCUCGACAAACACCACGAGAAUUCGGCACCGCACACGGAGGAAUAAUACCAGCUCUUGAAAUAACACCUUUUAUUCAGGAACCGGGCAGGAUUGCAUGACUUGUAAAAUUCCUUACUUGUGGACCUGCAGUGGUGUUUGACUGGAUAUUGCUGCCUGGUCCUGAAUGAUGUCAGAACAGGAUUUGGCAGAUGUUGUUCAGAUUGCUGUUGAAGACUUGACUCCAGAUAACCCAGUUGUGUUGGAGAAUCAUGAAGUAACAGAUGAUGAUGUAGAGCCUGCUCUGAAACGUCAGCGUAUAGAAAUUAACUGCCAAGAUCCCUCUAUUAAGUCAUUCCUGUAUUCCAUUAAUCAGACAAUAUGCCUGCGGUUGGAUAGCAUUGAGGCAAAGUUGCUGGCACUAGAGGCUACCUGUAAAUCAUUGGAAGAGAAGUUGGAUCUUGUCAUGAACAAACAGCAUAGCCCCAUCCAAGUCCCCAUGGUGGCAGGUUCUCCUCUUGGCGCUACACAGACGUGCAAUAAAGUACGAUGUGUUGUCCCUCAGACCACAGUAAUACUGAACAACGACCGGCAGAAUUCAAUUGUAGCCAAGAUGGUUGGGCAGGAAGAACCAUUGAGCAGAGCAGCGGAUUCUCUGGAAAAUAUCCUUAGCAAGUUAGUAGCAGUUAUGGGAAUCCUCCCCAUUCCUUCCCUCCCUGGUUUGACAGAUCAGUAUCAGUUUCUGCAGCAGUUUGAAGUGGAAAAUAAGGAAUGUUCUAGUGCUGUUCCUGGACGUAGGCAGAACACCAUAGUGGUGAAAGUGCCAGGGCACGAUGACAGUCACAAUGAAGACGGAGAGAGUGGCUCUGAGGCCAGUGACUCAGUUUCCAACAGUGGACAAUUAGGAAGCCAAAGUAUUGGGAACAAUGUCACGCUUAUUACGCUGAACUCUGAAGAGGAUUACCCCAAUGGGACGUGGCUUGGAGAUGAAAAUAAUCCUGAGAUGCGGGUCCGCUGCCCCAUCACCCCUGCUGACAUGCUGCACAUCAGCACGAACUGCCGCACAGCCGAGAAGAUGGCACUGACAUUGCUUGAUUAUCUCUUCCAUCGGGAAAUUCAGGCCAUCUCCAACCUUUCAGGCCAGGGGAAGCAUGGGAAGAAGCAACUUGAUCCUCUCAUGAUUUAUGGAAUUCGCUGUCAUCUAUUUUAUAAAUUUGGAAUCACAGAAUCUGACUGGUAUCGAAUCAAGCAAAGCAUAGACUCCAAAUGCCGAACAGCUUGGAGGAGGAAACAGCGAGGGCAGAGUCUUGCUGUGAAAAGCUUUUCAAGGCGAACACCUUCAUCAUCCUCUUACAGCGGUUCAGAGGGUUCGCAGAGUUCAGUUUCAGCUUCUAAUGAGAUCCAGCAGAACCAGCCGCAGGCACUACACUAUGCACUAGCCAAUGCUCAGCAGGUUCAGAUCCACCAAAUAGGAGAAGAUGGGCAAGUCCAAGUAAUCCCACAGGGCCAUCUCCACAUAGCCCAGGUUCCUCAAGGCGAGCAAGUCCAAAUCACACAGGACAGUGAGGGAAACCUGCAGAUACAUCAAGUUCAUGUGGGUCAGGAUGGGCAGGUGUUGCAGGGCGCUCAGCUGAUAGCUGUUGCUUCUGCUGAGCCUGCAUCAGGGGGUGUUGAUGGAUCUCCGCUCCAAGGGAGUGAUAUCCAAGUCCAAUAUGUGCAGCUGACACCAGUGACAGACCACUCUGCGACUAAUCAAGGCAGCGAUACCCUUCAGUCAGCAAUCCAGCCAGAAAUGCAGAUAGAACACGGAGCAAUACAAAUUCAGUAAGAGAAUUGUGAAAAGCUGUGUCAACCAAGAUGUCAGCAAGCCACAGUCAGAAGUUAAGCGCUGUAGUCUUCGUGCGACAACAGAAGGGAAAUGCCUGUUAGACUAAUAGUGACACCUUGAACAUCUCCUGCAAAUAGCAGAGUUCUGAUGAUCUAUCUGGUUGUCCUCACCUGGAAUAAAUCAGGACCCAGUUACUUAAGCUGGAACUAUGUCACUGCAUCCAUCAGCUGAGGAUGUGGCCGUCAGAAAAAAAAUAAAUGGCCAGCCCUUAGGUACACUUAAAGAGGAAAAAAUGUAAUGAAUCAAACUGUGAGACUAAAUUAAUGUUUCAUCCUGUUCAUUUCUUCUGUGAAAGGCGCCUUUCGAAUGUCUGCAGAUAUCUUAGGAAGGGUAUUGCUGCUUUGCAAUACCUGCUUUACCACCUAUAGAAGAUCAAGAGCUCAAAUAUUUUUCACUGUUUAAACAGCUUUUUUUUAUUUGCUAUGGUGUUUAUAACAAAAAUGGAAAAUAUUUAAAAAAAGGAAAAUCCCAUAACUGCAAGUAUUAGCCUUUUGCUGGUGUUUUCUGUUCAGUGUAAUGAAAACUGUAUUUGCAGAAGACUAACAAUUUUGUUCGUACUGUUGCUUAACUACUUUUCUAGGGGAAAAUGCUUUUAAUGCUGUAAUUAUGCAUUUCUAAUGAGAAAUAAAUGUGUAUUUAUGAAUA